AUGCCUUUCUCUGGAAUAGUUCUCUGCAUUGCUGCCGUGGUGUUCUUGAUCACUGCCUCGUAUGCAUUGUUGAGAGGGGCUCCCAAACGAGCAGUCCAGCGGGCAUCCUACCGUGCCGUAAUCGAUGCACAGGAGGAGCGCGAUUUACACCAUGAUCCCAUUGGCAGUCUGUGUCCUGGCGUGCGGCGUACCAUCGACUACUAUCGAUCCCUCUUUUUCAAACUGCACAACAUCGAAGAUCACCAAGGAAUACUACCCGAAGCCCGAGAGCUGCUUCUUUCCUUGCUUUCGGAAGCAAUCGCAUCCAAUCCUGAGAAAGACGGCGAUGUCCUUGCCAUUGAGGUCUACAACGAAGACCAAUUGCUCGCGUUUGUACAUGAGAGUCACAAAGAGGUCGGUAAAGCGUACAAAAAGUACACUGAGGGCCGGGAAGCGGGAGGCCCGCGGCUCCUCGCAAUAAAUCGCGAAAAAGCAGGGGUGAUAUUGACCCGGAUGGCACCUCUCAAGUUGGUGGACGGCGCAUGGCUGGGACAUAUUCAUCACAUCACCACGCCAUUUGAGCUUCGACCCAUCACGAAGCAGGUUUGGCAAGUGCUCUCUGAGGAGCUCGGCGAUGGGUCACUGCACCUCCAUCAUGCCCAUAUUUAUAACAAACUGUUGUGUGAUCUAGGAGUGCGCUUGCCGGCACCGUAUGAGCCAAGUUUCAUAGAUCCCGCGCACCAGAUGAAGAGCCUCGGAGCAUGGAAGGCGGCGGUUGUUCAGCUUCUUAUUUCACUAUUUCCCGACGAAUUCUUACCUGAGAUUUUGGGGUAUAACCUGCACUUUGAAGGGCUGAACCUAGAAACCAUGGUCUUGUCGAGAGAGCUUCAGGAACUCAAAUUAGAUGCGCAAUAUUUCCUUCUCCAUGUAUCCAUUGAUAAUGCCCAUUCUGGGCAUGCCAUGAUGGCUGCACAUACGGUCACGCAGUAUCUCUCCCACAUCCGGAAGAAUGAAGGGUCUCACGCAGCCAACACAGCGUGGAAGCGCAUUCAGGCGGGCUAUGUGCUGUCUGCAAAUCAGUCAAAACACGUUCAGAGGGAUAUAUCUUCGCUGUCGACAGAAAACGUCGACUGGAACCUGGGUUCAGAUGAGACUCUUACCCAGGAUGUUGAUACUUACAAUAUUGCACAACUGCUGGCAAGCAAGGCCGCCGUGUCGAACAUGUUGCAUUCCGGAUGUCGUGCCCGAAUUGGUGGAAUGCCGUUGGCCGAAUGGCUAGAAUCCAGCCUUGGUCAUUCCAAGAGCCAGAAGCGAGAUGCGCUCCGCGAGUUGGGCAAUGCUUCGCCAUGGGUUGUCAAGGGAGAUCCCGAACGUAGCAGGUUGAUCCGUGAGCUCAAAGUCGGGGGCAAGAUGUUUGGCGCAUUUACCGUGGAGGAAGUUGAGCAUUUGAAGAGUUGGAUCACGUCCCUGGGCGAGAAAGAGCAAGGACAGAAAGCGUAUUGGGAUUUUACAGGUCGAAGCCAAAACGACCAUGUUGGUCAUACCUCCCUGGUCACAACGCAUUCACCAUUGGCUUCAAUUCCAUUUUCUUCUGAUCUUACACUCGACGAAUCAGUCUUCGAAGCACCUUUGAAAUGCCACCAUAUAACCCCUAGCGAUUGCAAGGUAAUUUUGCCUUUAUGGUUUGCUCACAUAUCGCUCCUAGAGUCAGUGGUGAGCAUUCCAACACGUGUUGCCUCAGAGCUCGGGGCAGCCAUAAUUCGGGCUUUGCGAGCUCAGUACCACUUUAGUCCAGAAUCGGAUGGUGUUACUGGAAUGGACGAAGUCAAUCGAGCUAAUAUGCCAGAUCUGGUUGAUAUUGGUAUUGAUAUUAUCCAUCAUCAAAACUUUGCUCCUUUGCCAAGAUCCAUCUCUGACGUUCUGAGAGCGUGGCCUUCAACAUCUGCAGAGAUGCUAUUAAGUACAUCGAAGUCGCCCGUAAGGAACUUAGAUGUCCUCCUGGGGAUGUCGUUGGCCUUUUUAGGCCUCCAGCGGUCGGUCCUAUGUUCUCCUGGGCUUCUGUCCCAUAGCAGUCGGUCUGCUUUGAAGAACAUCAUUGAACGCGAAACCUCGUGCUUGCAAGUGGCGUAUGAGCUUCUCCGACAGGACAUUCAAAGAAUGCAAAGCUUUACCAAAGGUUAUCAAAUAGCCCAAAGCAUACUUUUGGAAGACCUUGGGAGCGGCCGAACAAUAUUAAUAACAGAAUAA
Aspergillus pseudotamarii is the source of this 2226-nucleotide messenger RNA. RefSeq names its product iron-containing redox enzyme family protein. The coding region runs from base 1 to 2226 and encodes 741 amino acids. The record is from RefSeq and is a predicted model, not a curated record. NCBI's taxonomy places the organism in Eukaryota, Fungi, Ascomycota, Eurotiomycetes, Eurotiales, Aspergillaceae. The transcript has a single exon.